Fusarium proliferatum ET1 is the source of this 210-nucleotide messenger RNA. RefSeq lists its product as uncharacterized. The transcript has 2 exons. Bases 1 to 210 code for a protein of 69 amino acids. NCBI's taxonomy places the organism in Eukaryota, Fungi, Ascomycota, Sordariomycetes, Hypocreales, Nectriaceae. Gene Ontology annotation, cellular component: mitochondrion. The record is from RefSeq and is a predicted model, not a curated record.
AUGAAGGGAGGCUAUAAUGUCUUCUAUCGAUUGGAGUAUAAGGAUGGUACCUCUGCCGCUGUCAGAAUUCCUAGUCCAGCAACCAAGUUCCCGGACGAAAAGGUUCGCUAUGAAGUCGCAACAAUGAGAUAUGUCGCGGCCAACACCACUAUUCCAGUACCCAAGAUAUACCACUGGGGAACGGCAGAAGAAAACCCAUUGGGACUUUGA